Molecule: messenger RNA, 1820 nt
Organism: Ipomoea triloba (trilobed morning glory)
Lineage: Eukaryota; Viridiplantae; Streptophyta; Magnoliopsida; Solanales; Convolvulaceae
Exons: 5
Coding region: 269-1501 (410 amino acids)
Source: RefSeq, a predicted model, not a curated record
CCCCCACCUACGGUCACCGCCAGGCGUGUCUACGGUCACCGCCAGGCGUGUCACCGCCGCCCAGCCCCCACAUUUUCAUUUACAGCGUGUCACCGCCGCCCAGCCCCCACCUACGGUCACCGCCAGCCGCCGACUCUCCUACGACCACCGACCGCCUCUCCACGCUCAGUCGCAGCGGCCGAAUCUCCUACCUCCACGCUCAGUCGCUGCACACCUACGACCACUCUUCUCUCCUUUUCCCUUCAGUCACUGCCCAGGUAGACAAAUUAUGUCUAUUGAAGAAUUGGCAGUGGAUAUUGAUAAUUUUGGUAGUGUGGUUGACCAAACUUUUGAGUUAAAAGAUUUAACUUUUACCCUUAAGGAAAGAGUUAACAAAGGUCAUGCCAAGGGUUUGCUUAAUGUUGGAUUUGGAUUUGACGAAAUACGCUGCAGUCUUUGGAGAUUGUCCGCGAAGUGGCAUGACUAUAAGUUGAUUCAGAGUUACUACCGCAAAGAACACAAAUGCCGAUUAAAAAUUUACUAUUUAAGUGUUCUAAAUGAACAGGAUAUGUUUUUGGUAAUUUCAGAGGAGGUUAUUAAAACCCUGGAUGAGGAGAUUAAAACCAUGAAAAAGUUGGGUAGUGGUGAAACUAAACUGGAUGAUAAGGAUGGAUUUCUUUAUCCUUUAAGAUCCCUGUUUGACAGUCUCACAGCUGUACGUGAGAUUUGUCAUGAUUUUACAGUGACGUCCUCAGAUUUGUUUUUUGUCAAAUCUGAAAAGAUCACGCAAUCUGAAAAAAUGUUCACCAAAUCUGAAAUUUUGAUAAUCAAGGUCGGGUUUGUACAACCCUAUGAACUUAAAAAGAAUGAAAAGUUGAAAUGCACGAAAAAUGUUAGUCGAAUGGUGUUCAACAAAUGGAUAGGUAUAACUAAUGCAGAACUCCCAAAGGACCUAUUGCUUCUUCGUAAGGUGCUUGACUCGUUUGAGCCAAAUAACAUAAAUCAAUUUAAAAUGCUUCGGAUGCAUCCGAGGUUUUAUAUGGAUGCUAGCAAAGAAUGGCUUUUGGAUUUUGCUGUGAAAUUUCAACGGAUAAUGUCUUCAAAGAACCUAAAGUCAAAAGACUGGAUUACGGUGACGAAUUCAUUGGGAUUGGCAUUUAAGAAAAUGCAAUAUAGUGAUAUUGUUGGUGAAAAUGCCAAGUGGUAUUCCGAAGAUAUUAGUAAUAGCAUCAUCAGAGACUGCUUCAACUUUGUACCUAGUAAGCCAACGCCUCCCUCACAAGAAAAGGCAGAUCCUCCUUCACAAGAAAAGGCAGAUCCUCCCUCACAGCUCAUUGCAAAUAAUCAAUUAAAGUUUAUGAUAAGAACUAUGCGAAAUCUUGCGACACACGCUAUCGAGCAUUCAGAUAACUUAGAAUUUUCUCAAGUUUGUGAUGCCAUAGAAGAGUUUCGCCCGAACUGCUGGGCUGUUUUACAUUACGCAGCUAUGGUAAGUAUACCAGAGAGGUUUGUUGAAGAUUAGUUGAUUUCCCUGCGGUUUGUUGAAGAUUAGUUGAAGAUUAGUUUUGUAUGACACUAUCGGCAAAUUGUACCUUCGAGCAUCUGUGUUAUGCUUACCAAUCAACUUUAUUUUGACCUCUACUCUUGGAUUUGACUAGAUAGCUUCUCUAGCCAUUUGAAAUUAUUUAAUCAAAACAUUGCACUCAUAUAAAACAGCUUGGAUAUCAGCAACAAUGGAGUGUAAACGAAUUGAAUCGAAUCAAAUAUCUUACUAUUUGAUUCGAAUUCGAUUAUUUUGAGAACUAUUUGAAUUCGUAUUUGAUAAAUAUUUGAAUCUAAAA